Carassius carassius (crucian carp) is the source of this 736-nucleotide messenger RNA. Its product is annotated as overexpressed in colon carcinoma 1 protein homolog. Bases 132 to 320 code for a protein of 62 amino acids. NCBI's taxonomy places the organism in Eukaryota, Metazoa, Chordata, Actinopteri, Cypriniformes, Cyprinidae. The record is from RefSeq and is a predicted model, not a curated record. The transcript is spliced from 5 exons.
AAUCACGUGGGGCUCGAGCAUCUCUCUCUCUCGACUGAUCUCGAGGCUAUGUUUGAGGGAGCUCGUGCAUCACAUCAGAACCUUCAUUCACUCACUCGUCCUUCUCCUCUAAAGCAGGCGUUCCUGCCACGAUGGGAUGUGGACAUUCCUCCGCCAGCAGCACGACAGCAGGGGGUCCAGCAGAAGCUGCCAAGGAUGUGACAGAAGAUCCUUCGCCGGAUGAUGAGAAACGAAGGAACUAUGGAGGAGUGUAUGUGGGCCUUCCUGCUGAUCUGACCUCGGUAGCUGCCAGCCAAUCAAAAUCCACACGUAAAGACUGAAAGCAGAUCACAUGAAACAACAACGCUAAAUAACCCAAGCUCUGCAGUCGCUGAUGUACAACGGAUAUUCAGACGAUAUAUUCGAGGAUGGAGCUGCUUUUGGAAGCGAAUCCAGAAUGGGUCGGCACUUCGGAAUGACAUCACCGUGACAUCAUACUGGCUGGCGUACAGAAGGGUUCUGUUCGGAACACUGAGCAUUAUUGUGACUAUGAAUGUAGACUCUGUUGCCAUGGUGACCGCCGACCCCCCUGACCUCUCCAUCCGCCAGGAGGACAUCCUGGUAUUUCGGAGUCAUCAUGGCAGGGCAUUUCCUGAGUCUGGAGACCCAUCAGAUCUGAUCGACUGUACGUCUCGUAACUGCAAUUACUGACUCUACUGAACCUAUUCCUUCAGGGUUUUUGUUUUCCUUUCUUUUU